Molecule: messenger RNA, 552 nt
Organism: Necator americanus (New World hookworm)
Lineage: Eukaryota; Metazoa; Nematoda; Chromadorea; Rhabditida; Ancylostomatidae
Exons: 6
Coding region: 1-552 (183 amino acids)
Biological process (GO): Ras protein signal transduction; epidermal growth factor receptor signaling pathway
Cellular component (GO): plasma membrane
Molecular function (GO): GTP binding; GTPase activity; GDP binding
Source: RefSeq, a predicted model, not a curated record
AUGACGGAAUACAAGUUGGUUGUGGUGGGCGAUGGAGGUGUUGGCAAAUCGGCUCUCACUAUUCAGCUGAUUCAGAACCAUUUCGUGGAAGAGUACGAUCCAACGAUUGAGGACAGUUACCGCAAACAGGUUGUGAUUGAUGGUGAAACAUGUUUGCUGGACAUUCUGGAUACCGCGGGACAGGAAGAAUAUUCUGCUAUGCGUGAUCAAUACAUGCGUACAGGUGAAGGAUUCCUGCUUGUUUUUGCUGUAAACGAAUCGAAAUCAUUUGAAAAUGUCGCCAAUUACCGCGAACAAAUACGACGGGUAAAAGAUAGUGAUGACGUACCGAUGGUACUGGUGGGAAACAAAUGUGAUCUUGCUCAACGUGCCGUAGAUGGACGAACUGUGGCAGAUGCCGCUAGAGCUUAUGGUAUACCUAUGGUCGACACAUCAGCUAAGACCAGAAUGGGUGUGGACGACGCAUUCUACACAUUAGUUCGUGAGAUAAGAAGGCACCGAGAGCGAAAUCGAGAUGCGCCAAGAAAGAAGAAGAAGUGCUCAAUCCUGUGA